Messenger RNA from Exophiala viscosa, 1166 nucleotides. RefSeq lists its product as uncharacterized. The record is from RefSeq and is a predicted model, not a curated record. Lineage: Eukaryota; Fungi; Ascomycota; Eurotiomycetes; Chaetothyriales; Herpotrichiellaceae. The transcript has 3 exons. The coding region runs from base 247 to 978 and encodes 243 amino acids.
CACAGACCGGUUACAUGCAGAGGAGGCCUUGAAGUACAAUUGUAGUCAAGGCAGUCUGCACCUCACCGGCGUUUAAGUGCUUACUCCCGGUCGACCUCCUUGGCAUUCAGGCCUCCUUCUUUUCAUGUUUCGACAUGAGGCCAGUGCCAUGAACUAGGUGAAGAACAUCGUCAAUGCGUUUCUGCUUCGUCGCGUUUCUUUGAACCUCUGCCAUAUGCGACGAAAAGAUUGAUUACAGUUGAGAUCAUGAAGCUCAUCAUCUCAGGAGGUACCGGAUUUGUUGCAACAGAAUUGAUUCGCCAAAGCCUGAACAAUCCGAGGAUAACAUCAGUUCUGGCCCUUGCGCGGCGUCCCGUGGAUGUUCCCCAGAAUCUAGGACCGAAGUCAGACUCCGGGAAGCUGAAGAGCGUAGUGGUGCAGGAUUUUGAUCGUUAUCCGGAAGAAGUGAAGAAACAACUGGAAGGCGCAGACGCCUGUAUCUGGACGCUUGCGAUCACGCCCACCAAGUCCAGAAAUAUGCCUUGGGACGUGGUGAAACGUGUCUGUCAAGACUAUACCAUGUCUGGUCUGGAAGCCAUCUUCGACGCUCGCGGCACUGGCAAGUCUACGCCGUUUCGCUUUCUCUACAUGAGUGGUAUAGCUGCGGAGCGAGAUCAGACCAAGACGCCUAGAUUCAUGGCCCAAUAUUCCUUGAUGCGGGGGGAAACGGAGAAUCAAGUGCUCAAUUUUGCCGCCUCACAUCCAGAGCAGAUCGAUGCCAGUGUUGCUAAACCUGGCCUGAUCCUUCAGCCGGGCAGUAUGCUGCACUGGUUGAGGGCGACAGUGCUGUGGUGGAUGGCUUCGGUUCCCAGCAUAAGUGUGGUUGAGAUUUCCGCUGCAAUGCUUGACCAGGUGUUAGAUGGCUUCGAGAAGGACCCCUUGAUGAAUGACGAUCUGGUCAGAAUUGGUCGAAAAGCGUUGAGCGACAACAGAAAUUGAGACUCAUCUGUACCUGACGCGAAUUGAGGAAGGCAGAAUCGGACUCAUGGUGUUGAUAAGUUCAACGCUUGGGCAAAUUGCCCGCUAGGUCUGCAGCAACAAUUGACGUUGAUUUGCAUGUCUUGUUUGGGCACCAAAAUUAGCAUACAUUAGCAAGCCAGGCACCCGUAGUCAGGAUUGGAGAUAGG